AUGGUCCUUUUAAUCCUCAUCGGCGCAACCGCCAGUGGUGCCUCCUACGUAAAAAGACGUCGCGCGCUCAAAAAGCUAGAAUCCUCAAACGCAGCAUCCACACCCCAGAGACGCACGAGUUCGCCACAAGAAGCACCAGAACAAAUUGACGAUAUCACAUCGCCGCCACCAUAUGAGAGGACGACAAACGAAGUGGUGGUCCUGCAGGGAAGACAUUUGAGUUCCGUCGAGGGUGUGGAGGUGGAUGAGGAUGCGCCGCCGGAAUAUGGAAAUGAUGUUAAUGUUUUUGAGAGUUCACAGACAUUGAUGGGAAGUAGUGAGGUGGAUGAUGUGGAGGUGAAGAGUAGGCUUCGAUUGCAGUGA
Molecule: messenger RNA, 363 nt
Organism: Glarea lozoyensis ATCC 20868
Lineage: Eukaryota; Fungi; Ascomycota; Leotiomycetes; Helotiales; Helotiaceae
Exons: 1
Coding region: 1-363 (120 amino acids)
Source: RefSeq, a predicted model, not a curated record